Lactuca virosa is the source of this 1275-nucleotide messenger RNA. The record is from the annotation of a GenBank genome assembly. Lineage: Eukaryota; Viridiplantae; Streptophyta; Magnoliopsida; Asterales; Asteraceae.
AUGGAGAGAGUUCAUAAAUCCUUUCUUCUAAGUCUAGCAAUCUUUCUGAUCGUGUUCCAGAGUAUAACAACUACAACACAAAGUGCGAGGGAACUUCUGGAAAAGAAUGAGGCGCAUGAUGAGCACAACAGGGUAGUUGUUAAAGACCAAGAAGAGAGCGUUGUGAUCACAGGAGGACAUGACGAUGGAAAAGAUGGAGGAAAGGCACGCGGAUAUGGUAGCAGUUCAGGAGGUGGAGGUGGAGGUGGAGGAGGUGGCGGCGGCGGUAGUAGUGGUGGUGGUGGUGGCGGCGGCGGUGGAGGUGGUGGUGACAAUGGAGGUGGCGGUGGUGGAGGUGGUGGUGGUUCCAGAGGUGUAGGAGAUAAUGGACAUGGAAAAGAUCAUGGUGAUGACGGUCAUGGAGGUGGAGGGGAUGGUGGGAGUGGAAAAGAUCACGGUAGAGAUGGUGGAGGAUAUGAUGGCGAUCAUGGAAGUGAAGGAGGUGAUGGACAUGGAAAAGGUGGUGGACAUGACGAAGGGGACGGUGGACAUGGAAAAGAUCACGGUGGAGAUGGUGGAGGAUACGAUGGCGGUCAUGGAAGCGAAGGAGGGGAUGGGCAUGGAAAAGGUGGUGGAGAUGAUGGACGGGACAGUGGACAUGGAAAAGAUCACGGUGGAGAUGGUGGAGGAUAUGAUGGCGGUCAUGGAAGCGAAGGAGGGGAUGGGCAUGGAAAAGGUGGCGGAUAUGAUGGAGGGGACAGUGGACAUGGAAAAGAUCACGGUGGAGAUGGUGGAGGAUACGAUGGUGGUCAUGGAAGUGGAGGAGACGGUGGGCAAGGCAAAGAUCAUGGUGGUGACGGUGGAGGAUACGAUGGCGGUCAUGGAAGUGGAGGAGACGGUGGGCAAGGCAAAGAUCAUGGUGGUGACAGUGGAGGAUACGAUGGCGGUCAUGGAGGUGGAGGGGACAGUGGGCAUGGAAAAGAUCAUGAUGGAGGAGAUGGGGGCAGAUACGAUGGCGGCCAUGAGGAUGGAGGAGGAUAUGAUGGUGGUCAUGGAGAUGGAGGGGACAGUGGACAUGGAAAAGAUGGUGGUGGAGGAUACGGUGGAGAUGGAGGAGGUUAUUAUGGUAAACCAUACCCAUAUCCGUACAACGGCGGUUAUUGGCCUGGCGGUGGGUAUUGGCCAGGGAUUGGUGGCUCUCCGUUUAACUAUGGUUGGGGUUGGUGGAGGCGUGGACCUUGGUGGAACAACAGGAACGGUGGCUACGGUUUCAAGCAAGAGAAACCAGGCAAGUAG